CCGCCUUACAAAUUACACGUAACUCAGUUCUUUGUUGUCACAAAAUAACGUCAUAUAUUUUGUUUGUGAUUGAAGGUUUGCCCACGUUCAAUUGAUUUGAAAAAUAGCAAAUGAUGAUGGUAUCUCGGCUACUGAGCAUCCGAUCUCGAGCGCCUGAACUUUGGGGUUUUAUAUCAUCAAAAUCUGUUAGACAACUAUGCACGUCAACUCCCAAUGGUUACAAAGAACCACCAAAAGUUGAGGAAGCUGAGACUGUGUAUGAAAGUCCAUCUCAUCAAGACAAGUUACUUGUAUUAGGCGGAAAUGGUUUUGUUGGUACACAUGUAUGCAAAGAAGGCAUCCAACGUGGUAUUAUUGUAUCAAGUCUUAGCAGGUCAGGAAGGCCAUCAAUACAGGAACCAUGGACAAAUGAUGUCAUCUGGCAUAAAGGAAACCUACUGGAUCCACAAAGUUUGAGAAAUGCACUAGAUGGAGUAUCUGCAGUGAUAUCAUGUGUUGGUGGCUUUGGAUCAAAUGCAGCUAUGUUUAAAAUAAAUGGAAGUGCAAAUAUCAAAGCAAUUCAAGAAGCAUUUGAAUCUGGUGUAAAGCGGUUUGUGUACAUAUCUGCUGCUGAUUUUGGCUUUGCAAAUUUCUUGUUACGGGGUUACUAUGAAGGAAAGAGGGCUGCUGAAAAAGCUUUACUUGACAGAUUUCCAUACGGAGGUGUUAUUCUAAGGCCUGGAUUCAUCUAUGGGACUCGUUACGUUGGAAGCUUCAAGAUUCCACUGGGAAUUGUUGGUGCCCCACUUGAAACGGUCUUACGGAAUGUAAAAUCUGCAGCACAAAUCCCUGUCAUAGGACCACUAUUUGUGCCACCUGUUAGUGCAUCAUCUGUUGCUAAAGUUGCUGUACGAGGAGCGACAGAUGUUGCGUUUCCUCCUGGGAUAAUUGAUGUAUGGGGCAUCAGUCGUCUUGCUGAUCACUGAGAAAAAUCUUUCCAACAGGAAUAUUCCUAUUGCUGAGUUGGUUCUGCUAAAAUGCUAGAUAUGGUUGAAGGUACAUGGAGCCAUUGGAAAGUUCCAUCUAUAAGAGCAGAACUUAGCCCAAAUUGUUUAGGAUCAAAUAUAAUUAAUUUGUAUGGCUUAUACCCUUCUAUUUUCUUCUGAGAGUUGGCUUUAAUUAACACAAAGCCAGUCUGAUAAUCCAGAGUUAGUACAACGGCAGCCUACUUCUAUUUAAGAUACCAUCCCCUUUUUCUGCAAUAAAUUGUUUUAAAUCACACAUUUAUUCCUAAAAGCCAAUGAAAUUAUUCAAUUUUUUACCAUACAGAUGGACA
This is a messenger RNA of Cryptomeria japonica (Japanese cedar), 1315 nucleotides long. RefSeq lists its product as uncharacterized. NCBI's taxonomy places the organism in Eukaryota, Viridiplantae, Streptophyta, Pinopsida, Cupressales, Cupressaceae. Gene Ontology annotation, cellular component: mitochondrion. Gene Ontology annotation, molecular function: protein-containing complex binding. The transcript is spliced from 10 exons. Bases 111 to 965 code for a protein of 284 amino acids. The record is from RefSeq and is a predicted model, not a curated record.